Messenger RNA from Talaromyces marneffei, 459 nucleotides. RefSeq lists its product as uncharacterized. Gene Ontology annotation, biological process: mitochondrial respiratory chain complex III assembly; protein insertion into mitochondrial inner membrane from matrix. Lineage: Eukaryota; Fungi; Ascomycota; Eurotiomycetes; Eurotiales; Trichocomaceae. The record is from RefSeq and is a predicted model, not a curated record. The transcript has a single exon. Gene Ontology annotation, cellular component: mitochondrial inner membrane. The coding region runs from base 1 to 459 and encodes 152 amino acids.
AUGACCACAAACCAUAUCGAGAAACUUGAUCCCGCGCUAUUGAGACCUGGACGAGUUGAUCUAAGUAUCGCAUUUGGAUACUCAGAUCGCGACACGAUCAAGAAUCUAUUCAUGGCUAUUUAUGCUCCCUUGGAUUGCGAGGUGCCCAGAUCAUCUUCUUCUUCCUCACCUGCGAAUGCACAAAAGAGUACUCCUCCCGCAUCACCACGACACUCACCAUCCCCAUCCACAUCAUCAGCAACCAAACUACCAACAUUAUCCUUUGAAACUCACACCAAAGAAGAAAUCGCAGAUCUCGCCGAGAAAUUCGCCGAUGCGAUUCCCGCCGGCGAAUUCACGCCUGCUGAGAUUCAGGGCCAUUUGCUGCUACACAAGAAGCAUCCUAUGCAUGCCAUUGAGGAUGCCGAACUUUGGGUACAAGGAAUUAGGGAGAAGAAGAGAGAUAGAAAGGAGAAGUAG